Messenger RNA from Pestalotiopsis fici W106-1, 1521 nucleotides. RefSeq lists its product as uncharacterized. Gene Ontology annotation, molecular function: serine-type carboxypeptidase activity. Gene Ontology annotation, cellular component: fungal-type vacuole. Lineage: Eukaryota; Fungi; Ascomycota; Sordariomycetes; Amphisphaeriales; Sporocadaceae. Gene Ontology annotation, biological process: proteolysis. Bases 1 to 1521 code for a protein of 506 amino acids. The transcript has 3 exons. The record is from RefSeq and is a predicted model, not a curated record.
AUGCGCUGCACCGCAGUGCUCUUGUUCUUAGCUUGUGGCCAGUACGCAUCUGCUGGCUACAAUGUUGUUCAGUCCGCCUACAGCAACAGCACUAUCCGCGUAAAGAGCUGGUCUGCCGACGACAAAUCUCUUUGCGAUGGAGGCAGCCGACACCAUACCGGUUGGGUUGACGUAGUCAACAAGCAUACAUUCUUCUGGUUCCAUGAAGCUCGAGCCGGCAUUGAGAAUGCCCCGUUGCUCCUCUGGGUUCAGGGAGGGCCUGGUGGAAGCGCUUUAGCCGGCAUGUUUCUCGAGCAUGGGCCAUGCCUCAUGGACACGAAUGAUUCCACCGCGUUCAACCCCCAUGCCUGGACCGAGGCCUUCAAUGUGGUAUACGUGGACCAACCUGUAGGAGUCGGGCUUUCAUAUGUCGACGGAAACGACGAGGCGUUUUAUCCCAACCGUACUGAAGAGUCAACCCUGCACCUACUAAGCUUCCUCAAUUUAUUUUACGAGGCCUUUCCCAAGCUGCAACUCCAGGACCUUCAUAUCUCUGGUGAAUCAUACGCCGGGCGUUUUAUCCCACUCUUUGGCGCCGAGAUCUUAAAGUUCAACGAGUGGGUUCCUGAUGACGGUCACCGUAUUCCUCUAAGAUCUCUUAUGAUUGGAAAUGGAUGGACAAGUCCUAAAGACGUGCUUCCCGCCUGGUACGAUGUCGCCUGCUACGACUACCGCGGCUAUCCUCCACACCUCGACGAAUCCGUAUGCGAAUAUCUUUUGCCACUGGUCGAUAAAUGCAGGACAGCUCUGAAGACUUGUGCCGCUACACGAGACACUGAUAUGUGCGUAAGCACGAACUCAAUCUGCAAAGACCAGUUCGCCGACGUUGUCGAGAACAAUACUACUCGCAGUGCUUUUGACCGGCGACUACGGAAUUGCAAUGACGGUGAAACUUGUUUUGGUAAAAUGCCUCCAUUAAUUAAUUAUCUCAACUCGCCCAAGGUCCACAAAUCGCUCGAGCUCCAGACUCAGACAGGCGGGUUGAAGUCGUCCUGGUCGCUUUUGGACGUGCCUACGGCAAACAGGUACAUGGCCGCUGGCGACUAUCAUUUCCCUUCAGUCCUGGAAUUGGAGAACAUAUUGAACUAUCGCCCAAGCUCCACUGAACGCCCUGUAGAUGUUCUCUACUACGUUGGCGUGGCGGAUAUUGUUUGCAGCCCCCUUGGCGUCCAGCAGACGUUGGAAGGUCUCCAGUGGCCGGGGAGUGUCGAAUUUCAUGCUGUUCCGUGGGCAGACCUCCCAUACAAAACGGCAGCCAACGGCCCGGGUGGCCGUGUCAAGAGCGCCAAGUCAUUGACACUAAUGGAGUUGGAGGAAGCUGGUCAUUUGGUUCCGCUCGAUCAACCAGUAAUGGCACUACAAAUGGUGAAAGAUUGGUUGAGAUAUCUAGAGACUGGCGUCCCUUUGACCAGAUCCGAAUCCAGUAGCCACUCUAGCGAAGCUGCUGCAAGCAGAAGCAAGUUUGUGGUUCAGGAACUUUGA